AUGGCAAAGUACUUGGUUCCUGCGUCUCUGCUGCUGUCGCAGUCAAUGGCGGCCGCGACUCUGUUUGACUCGUAUGUGAGCUUGUCAUUCGAGCUCAUUGGCUUUCCUACGUUUGCCGGAACGAAGAGCCAACCAAACGCCUUUUCGCACAACUUGAUGCAAAACUUGGCCGACCUCCAGGGCAGCGGUAUCGUGACGCGAAUCGGUGGAAACUCUGGUGAUCGUGCCAUCUACGACGCGACCCUGACUACUUCCACAGCCAGCUCAUGCCCCAACGCCGAUCCCGGUGCCUGGCAGUGCAUUGGCAAGACGUUCUUCGAGUCCUACGGCGCGUUUCCCGCAGGAACUCGCUACUCUCACCAGUUCAAUCUCGGCGCCUAUAACUCCUCGGGAUGGAACACUCUCCAGACGACGGUGCCUCUGGCCUGCAAGGCGCUUGCAGGCCAGCUCGAAUUCUGGGAGGUCGGAAACGAGCCCGAUCUCUUCACCGGAAGCCGACGUCCCAGCUCAUACAGUGCUUCUCAGUACGCGGAUGAGUGGCUGAACACAACGCAACACUUCGAGAGCUACCUCCGCGCGGCCUGUCCCGAGCUGUCGGGCAGCGUCAAGUACAUUGCUCCCUCGUUGAGCUCGCCUGGUGCUCGGCUGCACAUUGCCGACAUCUUCCCCGACGAGGGCAACGCCACGGAGAAGAUCACGCAGGUCUCUGUGCACAAUUACAUGAACGGCGCGACUGUUCCGGGCGUCACUCUGCAGAACACGCUCAUGAGCCACACCGCCGUCGUCAACUCGAUCAACAACCACGUCAACUACGCCAAGACGUCUACCAUCGAUGCCGACUACAUCAUUGGCGAGCACAACAGUUUGUACGGCGGUGGUGCUUCAGGUCUGUCUGAUGUCUUUGGGGCUGCUCUCUGGGCUAUGGAGUUUUCCCUCUAUGCUGCCUCCACCGGCGUCAUCAAGCGCAUUCACUUCCACCAGUCUGUGGGUUCUCCUUACGCCGCCUGGGUCCCGUCAGGAACUCUUGCGACCAACGCCCCGUACUACGGAAAGCUGGCGGCCAGCACCUUCUUGGCCCACUCAAACACCAUCGAGGUGAAGACAAUUGCUCUGAACAAGGAUGCUGACAAGGACUCUGGAUACGGCGCCUACAUCAACGGUGACCUGCGUCGCGUUGCUGUUCUGAACCUUAGGCAGUACAACGCUGGCUCAGGCACUCGUGGAUCCCAGACUUACACUGUCAAGGUCGCGCCCAACUCUUCGUGGAAGUCUCAGCGUCUUACUGCAGCUGGUGCUACGGACAAGACGGGCGUUACGUACAACGGCUUCUCGUAUGACGCUGAUUCCAAUGGUUUGGCGAAGCGCGUGAGCGGAAAGGAGUCGGACAAGGUGAUCAAGGCUGACGGCAGCGGAAACCUUACCUUCUCUGUUCAGAACUCUGAAGCGAUUGUUCUGCUGAAGGUUUAG
This is a messenger RNA of Trichoderma reesei QM6a, 1467 nucleotides long. RefSeq names its product glycoside hydrolase family 79. The transcript is spliced from 3 exons. Bases 1 to 1467 code for a protein of 488 amino acids. NCBI's taxonomy places the organism in Eukaryota, Fungi, Ascomycota, Sordariomycetes, Hypocreales, Hypocreaceae. The record is from RefSeq and is a predicted model, not a curated record.